AUGUUCUUCGCCUCACCAGCUCACCCCCAGUCGAACGGCCAGGUCGAAGCAAUAAACAAAAUUAUCAAGAAGCUGCUAAAACGACAACUGGACAACGCAAAAGGUGCCUGGCCGGAGAAGCUUCUCGAAGCACUUUGGACCAUUUGGACAUCCUUUCGAAUGCCCACAGGGGAAACUCCUUUCUUUCUUACCUUUGGAUCAGAGUCCAUUGUCCCAGUAGAGAUCGGUGAGCCAUCUUACCAAAUGGAAAGUUUCGUACCUAAGGCCAACGAGACGGCACUUGCACUGAACCUUGAUUUGAUCGAAGAACGCCGAGCGCAAGCUAAUCUUCGGAAUGAGGCAUACAAACAACGCAUCUCUCGGUACUAG
This is a messenger RNA of Prunus armeniaca (apricot), 369 nucleotides long. Lineage: Eukaryota; Viridiplantae; Streptophyta; Magnoliopsida; Rosales; Rosaceae. The record is from the annotation of a GenBank genome assembly.